UUAUUUAUAGUGCUAAAUACACGGCGUAAUAUUUUUUUGUUUUAGGUGAAGUUGUGGUUAUUUCAACAUGGGGAAGGGAAAUAAUAUGAUACCUAAUGGCCAUUUCCACAAGGAUUGGCAAAGAUUUGUAAAGACGUGGUUUAACCAACCUGCAAGAAGAUAUCGUAGAAAGCAGAAUAGAAUCAAGAAAGCUAAGGCCAUCGCGCCUAGGCCAGCAGCCGGACCUCUACGCCCUGUGGUCCGCUGCCCCACAGUUCGCUAUCAUACAAAAGUUCGCGCUGGCCGUGGCUUUACUCUUCGUGAAAUUAGGGCAGCAGGAUUGAACCCUGCUUUUGCCAGAACUAUUGGUGUCGCUGUGGACCCACGCAGGCGCAACAAGUCUGUAGAGUCUCUGCAAACAAAUGUGCAAAGAUUGAAGGAGUAUCGUGCCAGACUCAUUCUCUUCCCUAAGGGCAAGAAGAUACUGAAGGGUGAAGCCAAUGAGGAAGAGCGCAAGCUGGCUACUCAGCUCCGUGGACCUCUGAUGCCUGUGCAGCAAGCAGCACCCAAGUCUAUUGCCCGCCCCAUCACCGAGGAGGAAAAGAACUUCAAAGCUUACCAAUACCUCCGUGGGGCUCGUUCAAUCGCUAAACUGGUCGGCAUCCGUGCCAAGAGGCUGAAGGACGCCGCCGAGAACCCUGAUGAUGUCACGAAGGCGCCUACUGCCGUUAAAGAACCUAAGGCCAAGAAGUGAAUAAAAUAAAAAACAAUUG
Hyposmocoma kahamanoa is the source of this 752-nucleotide messenger RNA. RefSeq names its product 60S ribosomal protein L13 (gene RpL13). The record is from RefSeq and is a predicted model, not a curated record. Gene Ontology annotation, cellular component: ribosome; cytosolic large ribosomal subunit. The transcript is spliced from 4 exons. Gene Ontology annotation, biological process: translation. Gene Ontology annotation, molecular function: structural constituent of ribosome; RNA binding. The coding region runs from base 68 to 733 and encodes 221 amino acids. NCBI's taxonomy places the organism in Eukaryota, Metazoa, Arthropoda, Insecta, Lepidoptera, Cosmopterigidae.